Eimeria tenella is the source of this 390-nucleotide messenger RNA. RefSeq lists its product as uncharacterized. Lineage: Eukaryota; Apicomplexa; Conoidasida; Eucoccidiorida; Eimeriidae. The transcript has a single exon. Bases 1 to 390 code for a protein of 129 amino acids. The record is from RefSeq and is a predicted model, not a curated record.
AUGGAGUUGCUGCGGCUGCUUCUGUUCUUGUUUGCUGCUGCAGCAGCAGCAGCAGCAGCAGAGGAAGGGCGGGACUCGUCCGGUUCGCGGCCGGAGCCGUUGGCGUCGGGCGCGUCCGCGCUCAGCGACAGCAGCAGCUGCAGCAGCUGCAGCAGCAGCAGCAGCAGAAGCCGAAUCCCCUGCAAAGCAGCCCCCGAAGACCCCCUCCACGGAGACUUGCCCCGCAGAAGUGUGGGCUAUUACCUCCUCCGCAGAAGAGCCAAACGCAGCGAAAGGGAAAAGGGAAAUAUGCCUUCGUGGAAGCUGGUGGAUCUCGAGCGCCUCGUCGCCCGCCUCAAGGGGGCUGCUGACAGCUCUGGGGCUUCGCCGCAGCCCGCUAGGGGGGACUGA